CUUUGCGAAGACCAGCAAAAAAUGAGCCAAAAGUCACAUUUGAAACCUGGCUUUUGCUCUGAGCGUCGGCCCGUGUGUGCGGAUGUGCGCUUUUGAACUGGUCCAACAAGUUCAUUCGGGAUGUUUGCCCACGCAAGUCGCGGCGGCGGCGGCCCUCGCCCUGAGCGCUCUUUGCCUCCAACAGCCGGCCUGUCAGUUCGCGUACGCCGGAGACGUCCGCCAGCUUUUGUCCGCGGUCGCCCGAGACCCCGACGGCGUCAACGGGCGGGAUGACGUCACCGGGGACACGCCCCUCAUCGCCGCCUGUCGCCGCGGCAACCUGAGGGCCGUCACAGUUCUGCUGGGGCGCGGCGCGGACGCUCGAAUGCGCAACAAGAAAGGUCGCACGUGCCUACACUACGUUGCGAAGCAGAAGUUUUCUCUUCUGGACCACCUGAUCGUCCUCAUCCUGAUGCCCAUCCUCCUCCUGGGAUACUUCAUCCUGUUACAGAAGCAGCGGCGUAACGAGGCUCUGAUGAAGGAAGUUCUGGACAGCGACGUUGACGUCAACGCGGCAGACGACAACGGCAACACAGCUCUUCACUACGUGUGUCUCCGGAAACGUCAUCAUUUGGUUCCUCCGCUGCUCCUCAGGGACGCCGACCCUCACGUCAAGAACCGCGUACGACCGAGCACGCACGUUUGCCGCGGGCCCCAAAGGUCCGCGCGCGCACGCCUUCGUCUGCUUGCGACUGCUAUUUUUUUUUCCCCUUUGUUUGGUUUCAGGACGGCGAGUCGCCGAUGGACAUCGCCGUGAGGUUAAAGUUCACCAAAGUAGUGCGGCUGCUGAGGAAGGCGCAGUGAUGGAAUCCCUUCACCUGCACGUGCGCCACCUGGCGGCGGCUGUGGCAAUGGCACUGCAGUGACAGGCAACCGUUGUGGUCUCUUGUUCAACCCAAUUACCGACUGGCCAAUAGUUACACAGUAGCCGCGUUUUGAAACCACAGUACAACAUAAGACACACACAAAAGGAUAAUGCUAAUGACAUUAGAAAAAGAAGAAAAAAAAAACAUCCCCCCCCCACCUCAAUUUUUCUCAUUACACACUAAAAGCAGACGAGGAGGAUUGCACGUCGACAAUGUCACCGCGGACUUAAAAAAAAACUACAAUUUUGUCAUGCACAGUGCUGCAGGUGCAUAGUACGUACCGCAACGUAAUAGACAAUCGGCUCUAUCGCACGACCCCCCCCCUCCCCCCGCCCCUUUUUGUCUACGCCGUCAAGGUUCCAACAUUGUCAUAUGUCGUGUUUCUGUGGCCUCAGGUCGCUACCAAUAAAACGAGCGCUCAAACUACAUAGAAAGCAGCCUAAAAACUGAAACUAAAGAGGUGCAAAUAAUAUUGUGGGUUCACGGGUUGGAUUAUGGUGGGGGAUUUCUCAAACUUUGGCAUGUAGAAUUCAAAGUGGUCAUGUGAGCUUGAUAUUUUUUCAGUUCUGGUAACAUGAAGGAUUUUUAAUUCGACUUUGUAAGCCAAGUGCAGGGCGAAGUGCAAAGGACAGACAUAGAACACCGUGACUAGCAAGAAACCUUGCAUAUUACCUAGGGCCCGAUUUCCGUGACAUGUUAAACUUUUCCCAAAAUACGCUGUGAAGCAUUAUCAUUAGAACAGAGCAAAAAACUAAGCAUUUUUGUCACAGAAACAUUCAAUUUUAAGUCAGUCAGUUCGAUAUAUUUUUGGGAAUAAGGACUUGCAAUGGGCAAAUACAUGCUACACGUUCAUUUGUUGUCUCUGCCACGUCCUUUUUUAGACAGAAAAUUGAAACUCGUUGCCUCGUAUUUGACAAUCAAAUUCAAUCUGCAGAGUUCUGUAUUCUGAAAUUCAUCAAAAAUGUCACAGAAAAUGUGGUUUUCUUGCUCAUUCACUGAUGA
Syngnathoides biaculeatus (alligator pipefish) is the source of this 1907-nucleotide messenger RNA. It is a transcript of the gene ankrd22, whose product is annotated as ankyrin repeat domain 22. The transcript is spliced from 4 exons. NCBI's taxonomy places the organism in Eukaryota, Metazoa, Chordata, Actinopteri, Syngnathiformes, Syngnathidae. The record is from RefSeq and is a predicted model, not a curated record. Gene Ontology annotation, molecular function: protein binding. Bases 83 to 796 code for a protein of 237 amino acids.